GGCAAACUGCAAAACUGCAGCUUGUGCGGACAGGCGCGCUCCACGGAGGGAAGGAAAGCUCCGCGAAAGAGGCGCGCCCGCGGGCUGGCCAACGGUCCGCUGCCCGCGCGCUCCCGGGCCGCGGGAGGAGACGCGCGCGCGCGCGGCGGGCGCGGGGCGGGAGCCGCGAGCCGGGCGUCUCUCGGCCCCGGGUUGACGAGGCGGCGCCGGCGAGCGGCGCGGCUCCCAGGGGAGGAGUCUGGCGGUGGUCGGGCCCUGAGGAGCGUGCGGCGGCGCCCGCAGAGAACGCUGCUUUCCGCGCUAGACGGACCGAUCGAGGGAGGGUGCGAGGGGAAACCGGAAGGAAGAGGAAGUGGCGGCGCCAGCCUUCCUCUGCCGGAGGCGAGACCCCUACCCUGGCAGCGGCGGGAGGGCCACGCCCCCGCCGCAGCGCCUUAGGGGCCCUGUGUGUUUGGGGCCGCCGACUGGACCGUAUCCUAGCCCUCGAGACCGAGGGACGCGGAACAUACCUUGUCUCAACAAUUUUGGAGUCAGACGCGCUACCGUUGCGCUACGAGGCCUGUCUCAACAAUUUUGAAUAAAGGAUUAUGGUUACUCCACAGGAUCCACUGAACAUAAGAUGUUGCCACAAAAUGUACCUCGUGUAUUUUUCUCUUUUACUCAAGAGCUGCACAAUUGCAGAUUUGAAGAGAAUGUCUGCAGACUGUGUUGAAAAACUCUGAAGAACCUAAUUAACACAGGAUGACCUAGGAGUGAUUCUAAGCCCAGAACAAGAUAUUAUUCCUUAACGGCUGUGGUCAGUCUUAGUUCUGAAUGCUGCAGAUAACAGCAAGUAGAGUUUCUGUAUUUCUGAAAUAUUUAGUUGACCUUCCAUCACUAAGACGGACUUUUCUAAUCUGUUCCGGGAGAUAUUAAUGGAAUAUAGUCAUGUCCACUCAAGACGAGAGGCAGAUCAAUACUGAAUAUGCUGUGUCCUUGCUGGAACAGUUGAAACUGUUUUAUGAACAGCAGUUGUUUACUGACAUAGUGUUAAUUGUUGAGGGCACUGAAUUCCCAUGUCAUAAGAUGGUUCUUGCAACAUGUAGCUCUUAUUUCAGGGCCAUGUUCAUGAGUGGACUAAGUGAAAGCAAACAGACACAUGUACAUCUGAGGAAUGUGGAUGCUGCCACUUUACAGAUAAUAAUAACUUAUGCAUACACGGGUAACUUGGCAAUAAAUGACAGCACUGUAGAACAGCUUUAUGAAACAGCUUGCUUCCUACAGGUAGAAGAUGUAUUACAACGUUGUCGAGAAUAUUUAAUUAAAAAAAUAAAUGCAGAGAAUUGUGUGCGAUUGUUGAGUUUUGCUGAUCUCUUCAGUUGUGAGGAAUUAAAACAAAGUGCUAAAAGGAUGGUGGAGCACAAGUUCACUGCUGUGUAUCACCAGGAAGCUUUCAUGCAGCUGUCGCACGACCUACUGAUAGAUAUUCUCAGUAGUGACAAUUUAAAUGUAGAAAAGGAAGAAACCGUUCGAGAAGCUGCUAUGCUGUGGCUAGAGUACAACACAGAAUCACGAUCUCAGUAUUUAUCUUCAGUUCUUAGCCAAAUCAGAAUUGAUGCACUUUCAGAAGUGACACAGAGAGCUUGGUUUCAAGGUCUGCCACCUAAUGAUAAGUCUGUAGUGGUUCAAGGUCUAUAUAAGUCUAUGCCCAAGUUUUUCAAACCAAGACUUGGGAUGACUAAAGAGGAAAUGAUGAUUUUCAUUGAAGCAUCUUCAGAAAAUCCUUGUAGUCUUUAUUCUUCUGUCUGUUACAGCCCCCAGGCAGAAAAAGUUUACAAGCUCUGCAGCCCACCAGCUGAUUUGCAUAAGGUUGGAACAGUUGUAACUCCUGAUAAUGACAUCUACAUAGCAGGGGGUCAGAUUCCUCUGAAAAACACAAAAACGAAUCAUAGUAAAACAAGCAAACUUCAGACUGCCUUCAGAACUGUGAAUUGCUUUUACUGGUUUGAUGCACAGCAAAAUACCUGGUUUCCAAAGACUCCAAUGCUUUUUGUCCGAGUAAAGCCAUCUUUGGUUUGCUGUGAAGGCUAUAUCUAUGCAAUUGGAGGAGACAGUGUAGGUGGAGAACUUAACCGGAGGACCGUAGAAAGAUACGACACUGAAAAAGAUGAGUGGACGAUGGUUAGCCCUUUGCCUUGUGCUUGGCAGUGGAGUGCAGCAGUUGUGGUUCAUGAUUGCAUUUAUGUGAUGACACUGAAUCUCAUGUAUUGCUAUUUUCCAAGGUCUGAUUCGUGGGUAGAAAUGGCCAUGAGGCAGACUAGUAGGUCCUUUGCUUCAGCUGCAGCUUUUGGUGAUAAAAUUUUCUAUAUUGGAGGAUUGCAUAUUGCUACCAAUUCUGGCAUAAGACUGCCCUCUGGCACUGUAGAUGGGUCUUCAGUAACUGUGGAGAUAUAUGAUGUGAAUAAGAAUGAGUGGAAAAUGGCAGCCAACAUCCCUGCUAAGAGAUACUCUGACCCCUGUGUUAGAGCUGUUGUGAUCUCCAAUUCUCUAUGUGUGUUUAUGCGAGAAACCCACUUAAAUGAACGAGCUAAAUAUGUCACUUACCAGUAUGAUCUGGAACUUGACCGGUGGUCUCUGCGGCAGCAUAUAUCUGAACGUGUACUAUGGGACUUAGGGAGAGAUUUUCGAUGCACUGUGGGGAAACUUUAUCCAUCCUGCCUCGAAGAAUCUCCAUGGAAACCACCGACUUACCUUUUUUCACCAGAUGGGACAGACGACUUUGAACUUGAUGGAGAAAUGGUUGCACUGCCACCUGUAUAGUUAGAGAGUUCAGGGAGUGCACGCCUGAGUUAUGUGCUUUGUCAUUUUCUUUGUUAAAUGAGAGGCUAUGAAAGAACUUAAGUAUGAGUACAUAAAAAAAAAUCUAUCUUUGAUAAAUUUUAUUUUUAUGCCCUACUUACUAUUUGCAUCAGUAUAAUAUAUAUCAGUCUUACAGAAAGAUAUGCUUCCAUAAUAUGAAAUAGAUUAAUCAAUAAUUGAGAAACUUUUAUGUGUAUCAUGAGAGCAUAAGAAUCCAGAUUAUCUAACAUUGUUAGCCCUGUCUGUACAGUUCAAAUGUCCAUUUACAAAAGUAGCUUCCUGUUCCUAGUGUGGUAUCACAAAUUGUGCUGAGGUUAUUUUAGUAUAUGUAACUUCAUUCCUGUGCUUCUGUUCUGAAGCCCUGGAAUAGUUUUUUCAGUGUAAUUAAUUCAGCUGCACUUAACACUAAUGUCUGUGUUGGUAUAGAAAUGUCUAAAUCCCAUGCUAUAGUUGAAGAUCUUCCGUAAUUUUAUGGUAUUACACAGGGAAAGCUAUGACUGCAGGAUCAGUCUCUGCUAUUAGGUGCAUGUAUUCUCUUUUCACUAACUUGUCUAUCUAGAAUACAGGUCUUCUAAUAAGCUGGUCAUUUACCAGGUGUGGACUUACGUUGCUGGGCUUGCAAUAUGAAUUGCCAGCCCCUCAUUGUGCGGGUUUGCGUGGAGCUGUAAUCAGUAAAUGCCUCCACUUUCUGUAUUACAUUAACAUUGGCUCAUGCAUAUAACUACCUGCUGCUGAUGUAGUUCUCCAUCUUAAAGAUUUAAAGUGGGUUAACCAGGUCAUUACAUCUUAAUUUAAUAAAAAGCAUUACUGUAGAGUGAUUGUGUAUAGAUACCUGUUAGCUGUCAGGGUGUGUUUUUUUAAACCUGUUGUGUGUGUUGGGGGGGGUGGGUAGGAUUAGGAAGGUGAACUGUUCAGGAAUUCUCUGCACUAGUUGUGCAGAAGAGCAGAUAACUUGCGCUGCUCAGGCAUUAAUCCCAGGAACCACUAGCAGUAGUGGGGCGCCGCCAAUCUAACAUGAGCACAGGUGCUUCAUGAUAAACAUUACUAGCAUGUUCAACUGCAUAAUGUUCUGGCACUGUAUUUUGAAUGACAUUAAUUUAUUAAAUAAAUUGUAUAUAUUCAA
Nycticebus coucang (slow loris) is the source of this 3961-nucleotide messenger RNA. RefSeq names its product kelch repeat and BTB domain containing 2 (gene KBTBD2). Gene Ontology annotation, molecular function: protein binding. Bases 928 to 2799 code for a protein of 623 amino acids. The transcript has 5 exons. Lineage: Eukaryota; Metazoa; Chordata; Mammalia; Primates; Lorisidae. The record is from RefSeq and is a predicted model, not a curated record.